AAACACUUCCGUCAUAUUCGGAUGAGUUCCGAGUACAUCCGAAGUCAAAAUACCCCAAAAGAGGGCGCUGCUCUGUGAAGCCAUCGGUUGUUUUGUACAGAAAUUAUAUAAUCAUGUCGAGGAAAGUGUCGACAAAGGUUUUUAUUGGCAACAUGCCCGACACAUGUCGAAAGACAGACUUAGAGGAGAUGUUUUCUAAAUAUGGAGAAAUCGUCGAGUGUGACAUUGUCAAAAAUUUUGGCUUUGUGCAUUUUGCUGAUCCAACAUGUGCUAAAACAGCUGUCGACAAUUUGAAUGGCAUUCAGUUUCAAGGAACUGAUCUAAAGGUUGAGUUAUCUCAUAGCCGAGUAAGACAAAAACCUGGCAUGGGAGGACAGGGAGACUGUUAUAAAUGUGGCAAGAGUGGCCACUGGUCAAAGGAUUGUCCAUCUGGACCAACAAGACCCAGAUACCCUCCAAGGGAAAGUCCGUAUGCGCGACCUCGAGAUCCGUACGAUGACCCUUACUACAGAGACCGAUAUUUGCCACCGCCACCUCCGAUGGACCGAUACCGACCCUACCCAGACAUCUACGAUCGCAGGCCACCUCCUCCACCCAGAGAUCCGUAUUACAGAGACCGAGAUCCGUACACAAGACCUCCACCGGAUUAUUACAGGAGAUCACCACCUAGAGAUCCUUACUAUGAUGAUUACUACAGGAGACGAUUCGGAGGCCGAAGUAAAGCUAUCCCUCUUCCACCAGUUCCUGGUCGUGCUGCCUCGCCUCCGCUGCCAGUCCCUCCUCGAUCCCGCGUUCCCGGGCCAUACUGAGAAACGGGUACCGCGUUCGUACAGACACGUGGACUUCCUGAUGUAUUCGCCUCGUUGAUUGUCACGGUUUUCAUCUUCGGAAAAUUUAACACUUACGUUGUGCUUGUUUAAAAAAAGAAAGAAAAACAAAAAAAAGACGGGAUUCGUGGAUUCGGUUCGACGGAUUUCAUGUAUCAUUUUCAUUGUGUAUUAUACAUUCAUUUUCCAUAUCGUGUUUAGACAAUUUUUAGAUCAUGACAAUUACGGAAGAAAAAUUGUUUACAUGUUACUUUUAGAAUAGUGCAUUUGACAUAAAUCGCCUACGUUCGGUGAAGACGUGUUCGUGUUUCUUGGAAGGAAAUAAAAUCGGUAUAACGGUCAAGUGAAAUUUCAUUCUGCGUGUAUUACGAAAAAAUCUGUUUUAUUGUCUAAGCUUAGUUUAAAUGUUAUCCUCUUUGCAAAGUUGUACUUCGUACCUGUUACAGUUUAAGUCGUAGUACGUUUUAAAGCAGUUACAUAAUUAUAUUGUAAUUAUGGAUUAUGUUCUUGUCUGUACAGUUAUGUGUUCAGGGGUGCAGAAAGUACUCAUCCACUUACAAAUGUGAGUGAAAAUUUUGACGGACUAGAUUAAGAAUACAACCACUAGUGGGUUUUUUUUAACUGACUGCAAAUAAAGUAUUUAUUUUUAUUUCCAAUGAAUCCUUUAUUCCACAUGUCACAGUUUCAAACUCAAACUACUUAGAAUGUUGACUAAAUACUCUGUUUCUGUUUCUUUAUACUUUAUUACUCAUUUCAUUUAUCAUCCAUUUUAAAUCAGUAUCACUAAUGCAAACAAAAGUUACAAUUCAAGAGAUCUGAACAUUUGGUUUUAUUGGAUGAUCACUUCAAAUGAAGUUUGUAUUAUAACAAGUUACAACACAUGUAUUAUGUAGUGCUGUAGGCCUUCAGACAAGUUUAACUUCUAGCAGAAUAGUAAAUGUUACUUGUUACUAGUCUGAAAUGAAGUUUGUAUUAUAACAAGUUAAAACACAUGCAUUAUGUAGUUCUGUAGGCCUUCAGACUGGUUGAACCUCUGGCAGAAUAGUAAAUGUUACUUGGUACUAGUCUGCAAUGUUCGAGAUUAAAAAUGUUGCGCAGUAUCCAAGUUUGAUACUAACAUUUCAAAAUAUGGUAUCCCACCUGAGAAUUUAGUAAACCACUUAAAUGAAAUUCAUAAAUAACAUCGUAACAAACUUGGAUGACACUGUUCUUGUUCCCAGUCUAUAUUGCUAUGCUGCAAUCGAAAUCGCAGACUUGGUGAAAUUUGCAAUCAAAUGGAAUUGGCAAAAAGAUUUGCUGCAUCUGUACUGACAUAAAUUAAUAUUUAGCAGUAACCUAUAAGUGUUUCUGACAUUACUAAUGACAAACCUACCUGUAUCAAUUUUGUGUAGAUGUGGAAUCAAUAUCCCAAAAAUAUUUUGAAAUGAGGAAAUAUCCAACAAAAACAAUAGCGACUUAGCAGUUUUCAGUCUAUUGAUACGCCGCUAUUGCUCCAGUAUAG
This is a messenger RNA of Gigantopelta aegis, 2328 nucleotides long. Its product is annotated as RNA-binding protein lark-like. Gene Ontology annotation, cellular component: nuclear speck. Gene Ontology annotation, molecular function: zinc ion binding; mRNA binding. The record is from RefSeq and is a predicted model, not a curated record. Lineage: Eukaryota; Metazoa; Mollusca; Gastropoda; Neomphalida; Peltospiridae. The coding region runs from base 114 to 809 and encodes 231 amino acids. Gene Ontology annotation, biological process: mRNA splicing, via spliceosome. The transcript has 9 exons.